This is a messenger RNA of Capsicum annuum, 495 nucleotides long. RefSeq lists its product as uncharacterized. Lineage: Eukaryota; Viridiplantae; Streptophyta; Magnoliopsida; Solanales; Solanaceae. The coding region runs from base 1 to 495 and encodes 164 amino acids. Gene Ontology annotation, cellular component: nucleus. Gene Ontology annotation, biological process: chromatin remodeling. The record is from RefSeq and is a predicted model, not a curated record. The transcript has 2 exons.
AUGCCUCCGCAGGUAGGUUUGGAUGAGGAGGAGAAGAAGGACUUUUUGAAGGUUUUGGAUGAGGUGGUGAGGAUCAUCCCAAGAACUAAGAAAAUUUUCAUGGGAGGAGAUUUUAAUGGGAAUUUUGGGUCUUUGUCGAGAGGUUAUGAUGAUGUGUAUGGCGGUUUUGGUUUUCCAGAGCGGAAUGAAGAAGAAGCUUCUCUUUUGGAUUUUUCUAGGACUUUUAGGUUGUGGAUAGCAAAUUCAAACUUUUCUAAUAAGGAGGAACACCUUAUUAUAUUCUAUAAGUCUAAGAAGGUGUCUUAUGCUAAGUUUGUUAAGAGCAAGGAUGAUGAGGAAAGACAGACGGAUAAGGAGGAGUAUAAGGUAGCUAGAAGAGAGGCUAAGUUAGAGGUUACGACGACUAAGACAAUAUUUUUUGAGAGCUUAUAUGCGGCUUUAGAGAGGAAAGACAAGGAUAAGAAGUUUUAUAGGCUUACCAAGGCCAGAAAGUAG